Messenger RNA from Miscanthus lutarioriparius, 1239 nucleotides. NCBI's taxonomy places the organism in Eukaryota, Viridiplantae, Streptophyta, Magnoliopsida, Poales, Poaceae. The record is from the annotation of a GenBank genome assembly.
AUGGCAUGGGAGCUCAUUGAGGUCCCGGGCAUCCUGAAUCCCUCUCUCCAAGACUCUACAGUUGAUGUGGUGGCCGCCAAGAUUGAUCCCAAGCUAGCCAAUACUCUCAUUAGGCAGUUAAGCCAGGUAUGCCCUUUGGAGAAUCUGAGGCAUGUAAAGCGUGUACGUCGACGUACUGAAUGUGGUGGAAAAUCUGAGUUAUCAAUAAUCCUAUGUGUUUCUACUGGGUCUGAACCUUGUAGCAUACAGUUUUCUGAAGAUCUACAAAAGAUAGUGGAUACUUAUCAGCUGAGUCCUUUCACUGCAAAAGUUGCCAAGUGUUGUGCUACAUCAAAAGAGGAGUGGGAGGAACAGUGCAAACUUUGGCCAACAUCUUACCAUCCUGCAUUUGACCUUGAUAUUGUCCGUGGAUUUCAAGAGGAGGAAUUACCAUCAAUAUUUAAUUGCAUGAAGACUGCUUUUCAGUUAUCAAAGGCGGGCAAUGCUGCAAUAAUUGUUGAUCCAUCAAGCAUGCAAAUAAUUGCAAAGGCCACGGACCAGACACACAAGCAUGAUAUGCCUGUAGAAGGGAACGCGUUUUCUGAAGUGAAAGCAGAUGUUACCUGCUCUUUGAAUGAAGCAACUGAUAAUGACAGCAAUUUGUCACUGCCAGGAUCCUUUCUUCCUAAACGUAACAGUUUGAACAUGGAAAUCUCAUGUAUAAAUCCUUGGGGAUGGAUGAGAAAAAGGACUUGUGAGCAGAAGCCAUUGCCCUGUGAUGGCUGUUUUGCAUGGCAUCCACUGAGACAUGCUCCCAUGGUUGCCAUUGAAAAUGCUGCUGAGAGGGAUAGAACGAUGUUCCCUUCUUCGACUUCAAUAACCAAGCCAGAUUCAAAUGGCAAUCCAGAGAACUGUUGUGAUAAUGAACCAGCAAAAAGGCUAAAGACGGAUACAAAAGAUAAUGAGCAACUGGCAUCUGAAUCAUUCUGCGGUGACUUGUCUGAAACCAGCAGACCAUAUCUCUGUACAGGAUUUGAUAUCUACCUUGUUUGGGAACCAUGCACAAUGUGUGCAAUGGCACUUGUACAUCAUAGAUUCAAGCGUGUAUUCUACGCUUUCCCCAAUCCUGUUACUGGAGCACUAGGUGGAGUCUCCAGGUUGCAUGGGGAGAAAAGUCUAAAUCAUCACUACAAUGUAUUUAGGGUUUCAGUACCUGAGGCAUACACGAAUGGUUUGAAUUAUUGUUCGAAGGAAUGCUGA